Messenger RNA from Apis cerana (Asiatic honeybee), 2039 nucleotides. RefSeq names its product nuclear distribution C, dynein complex regulator (gene nudC). Gene Ontology annotation, cellular component: cytoplasm. The record is from RefSeq and is a predicted model, not a curated record. Gene Ontology annotation, biological process: protein folding. Lineage: Eukaryota; Metazoa; Arthropoda; Insecta; Hymenoptera; Apidae.
UUGACGCCGAAAUAAGAGAUUAUCGUUUGCAUCAAAUUGAAAACGAUUCGCGGGCGCGCUCGUAAGGAAAGUGAAGGGUUCUACGACGAACAACUCGAGUGUUUUGCAAGUGAUAUCUCUUUUAUUGCAUCAUUCGUGGAAUGUUGCGUAUCAGCAAUCGUAAAGAAUUAUCAUUCCCUUCUGAACUUCGACGUAUUCUUGAAAUUUGUGACCUUUCCGAAUAAAUAUUAGCUUUAUUGACUUGUUUCAUUUCGCUUGGAUAAAUUACAUUUGGCUCAACCCAGCCUUUUAGGAUAAUAAAAAUUUUUCCUUUUCAAUCUUUUAAAUUUCAGGAAUAAAUUUUAUGAAAAUGCAAAAUGGAAUUAUGCGAAAAUCAUUGAAACAUGUAUAUCCCUUAGUGCUUACGUUUAACGUGAGAUGGCACAACGUGCACCGCUUAAAGUCGUGUUUGGUCGAUAAUUCGAGAGGUUUCUGAUUUGAAACGUGGUGUGGCAAUAAAGUGCGCUGGUUUCAACGUCAGUGGAGAAUAUUUUCUGUGAUUUGUUCGUGUAUUGCAGUAAGUUUUCUCGUAAAUUCAGAAAAUAAUGUCGAAAAACGAAGAGAAAUUCGACGGAAUGCUGUUGGCUAUGGCCCAGCAACACGAAGGCGGCGUACAAGAGCUACUUGACACAAUCUUCAGUUUUCUCGCGCGAAAAACGGAUUUUUACACGGGAGGAGGUGAAGGAGCUGCAGAAAAGCUUGUCACUAGUAAGUUUAAGAAGCAUGAAGCUACAGCUCUUGCCAAAGCUGCCAGUGAAAAAGCUGAACGUGUAGAACAAGAGAAACGUCGUAAAGAGAGAUUGGAAAAGAAAAAAAGAGAAGAAAAAGCUGAAGAGGAUAAAUUCAAUUCAGAAUCGAAGAUUGUUGAGCUAACCGAUGAACAAGCUGCAAAGUUACAAGAAGAAAUAGAUAGUAAAAAAUCAGUGAAAGAAUCUCCUGCUGUUCCUGGCCCAAGUGGUGAUAAUGCAGAGAACUCGAAGAAAGAGGAUGAUGUGGAAGAUGAGGAGGAAGAUGAGAAAGAGAAAAAUAAACUCAGGCCUAACAGUGGAAAUGGUGCUGAUCUGCCUAAUUACAGAUGGACCCAGACACUCCAGGAUUUGGAGAUCAAAGUGCCUUUGAAAGUGAACUUCUCAGCCAGGCCCAAGGACGUGUCGGUGACGAUUACGAAAAAACGAUUGACCUGUGGCAUCAAGGGUCAACCGCCAAUCAUCGACGGUGAUUUUCCACACGAAGUCAAAGUCGAAGAAUCCACCUGGGUGAUCGAGGAUGGAAAACUGUUGCUUCUCAACCUGGAGAAGGUGAACAAAAUGCAAUGGUGGGCUCACGUGGUAACCUGCGAUCCGGAGAUCAGCACGAAGAAAGUGAACCCCGAGCCGAGCAAGCUUUCCGAUCUCGAUGGUGAAACUAGAGGCCUCGUGGAGAAGAUGAUGUAUGACCAGAGACAAAAGGAACUGGGUUUGCCAACGUCCGACGAGCAGAAGAAGCAGGACGUGAUCAAAAAAUUCAUGGAACAGCAUCCCGAAAUGGAUUUCUCCAAGUGCAAGUUCAAUUGAAAUGGAAUUCCAAUUAGAUAGAGGGCCGAAUAUUCAAGGUGUUGUUGUGAAACUGAUAAUACAAAAGAUGAUAUAUUAUCAAUAUAUCCAAUCGCGAAAUCCAGAAAAGCUCUUUAUGAUACUCUCGUUAAUUGACACUGCGGUGAAGUUUUCUGCACCUACUUUAUCGUAUCGCCAGGCUUUAAAGCGUAAAAGAUGGCGCCACGAUCCAUGCCACGAUUGGAUCGUGGUUACGAUAAAAGGAUUCAUCGUUUCCUUUGUCACAACGCUCACUUGAUGAUUCCAUUUUCUCUCUCUCUCUCUCUCUCUUUUUUUACACCUAUCUUCAAACCGUUCCUUUUGAUUACUGCUCCAAAGGUAGCAGAAUCAAUCUGCACAAAUAUGUAUAACGUAUGAUUUUUUCACAUUACGUUUCGUAUAAUUGAAUAAAGAGUUUAGAAAUGAAAA